Messenger RNA from Syzygium oleosum, 348 nucleotides. RefSeq lists its product as uncharacterized. NCBI's taxonomy places the organism in Eukaryota, Viridiplantae, Streptophyta, Magnoliopsida, Myrtales, Myrtaceae. The record is from RefSeq and is a predicted model, not a curated record. The transcript has a single exon. The coding region runs from base 1 to 348 and encodes 115 amino acids.
AUGGACCCUGAGCCUAUGGAGGUCGAGCCCGACCUGGAGCUCGAGGAGUCACACCAGGGGGCAGUCCUUAUGGCGCCGGAGGUUGAGCAUGAGCUGACUGAAGAGUUUGAAGACCCUGAAGGAGAGUACGAGGAACCUAAAGAAGAGUUUGAAGAGGAGCCUGAAGAAGAAGAACCCGAAGAAGAACCGUCGAUUGAGGUCCCAUCAGAGUCGGGAUCCGAGGAUAACCCAAUUGAGAUUGAGGCUGACUCCGAGUCAGUUGAUGAAUGGAUGGAUCCGGGGGAGCCUGACACCGAUUCUAGGGGGACUGACCUCGAGUGGACACCUUCUACGUCUCGUAGGGGUUAG